UAAAAGAAGAAGAAGAAGGCCUCUGUAAUCUGCGUCAUGUUUCCUCUCCCCAGCAGUCUGCAGGUGACACUGGUCUUCACCAUGCUCUCCUACCUGCUGUCUCGAAGUUUCUGCCAGGUUGUUGCGGAAGUAAACCGCAGCUCUUACCCGACAUUUGGCUCUGUUUUACGGGCUUUCACAACCUCCAGUCCCACCUUUGGAGACGCAUCCGAAAAUGCUUCUGUGGUGACCUACUCUCAGCUGAAGACCAUGCUGUCCAGCGGAAACAUCCAGCUGUUCGAUGUGAGAAAUCCUGAUGAAUACCAGGCUGGACGCAUUUCAGACUCCGUCAACAUCCCAUUGGGCAACAUGGAGGAGUCCCUGAAGCUGUCCUCGGAGCAGUUUCAGCAGACAUUUGACAUAAGGCCUCCUGGGAAAGAUGACGACAACAUCGUGUUUCACUGCAAUAGUGGCAGCAGGAGCUCCAAGGCUCUGGACAUCGCCCGCCGGCUGGGAUUCAGCAGGUCCAGACAUUAUAAAGGAGGAUACAGUGAGUGGGCCGAGCUAGAAGGAAACUGAACCCACGCUGAGUGACAUCUUUUGAAUACAGAUAAUACAGAAUACCAUAAAAGUCUAUAAGUUACAUACAUAUUAACUGCUACAUCUUUAUAGACACUGAAUUUAAACCUGUAAUAUCUAAUGUUUUGUAUGAGCUGUGUAACCUUUGUAUUCCAUGACAAUAACUGUGAAGGUGCGUGAUGUUGAUUAAAAAUUAUAUACACAUUUUAA
This is a messenger RNA of Gymnodraco acuticeps, 768 nucleotides long. RefSeq names its product thiosulfate:glutathione sulfurtransferase. Gene Ontology annotation, molecular function: thiosulfate-cyanide sulfurtransferase activity. Gene Ontology annotation, cellular component: mitochondrion. The record is from RefSeq and is a predicted model, not a curated record. NCBI's taxonomy places the organism in Eukaryota, Metazoa, Chordata, Actinopteri, Perciformes, Bathydraconidae. Bases 37 to 558 code for a protein of 173 amino acids. The transcript has 4 exons.